Molecule: messenger RNA, 1911 nt
Organism: Aspergillus puulaauensis
Lineage: Eukaryota; Fungi; Ascomycota; Eurotiomycetes; Eurotiales; Aspergillaceae
Product: cyclin family protein
Exons: 4
Coding region: 1-1911 (636 amino acids)
Biological process (GO): regulation of cyclin-dependent protein serine/threonine kinase activity; mitotic cell cycle phase transition
Cellular component (GO): cytoplasm; nucleus; cyclin-dependent protein kinase holoenzyme complex
Molecular function (GO): cyclin-dependent protein serine/threonine kinase regulator activity
Source: RefSeq, a predicted model, not a curated record
AUGGACGCAAAGCCCCAACGCAUUCGUGUCCGCGCGGACGAGAAUGCUCCCUUUCCUCUCGCCGCGAACAAGACACUCAACCAGCGAACCAAGUCCACCACCGCGUUGUCAUCAAACUUCCAGAAUGGUGGUAAUAAAAACGGACCUCGCCGAGCAGCUUUUGGGGACGUCAGCAACACUGCCAACCUAGUUCAUGGUAACCGCGACGAUUCCUCCCUUGCGGGCAAGAAGCCUUCCAAAGUGCUGGAGAAAGCGCCACUAGUUGCAGAGAAGAAACCAGCUGCACUCUCUCAGCCUGCCCAACGUCCCGUAUCGAUGUCCGGAUUGAAAGGUUUGCUGAGCAAUGUCACCAACCCGAAACCGCUUGAAAUUUCGAAGCAAACUGCAGGACAGCAACUGAACACCAAUGCCCGCAAAACUUUGAACAAGCGUGCUACGGUCUUCAAAGACCAUUUAGAACCAUUGACGGAAAAUAAAGAACUCACAUCCAAGGAAUCCACCAUUGAACCGAAGGAAGGCAACAACAAAGGCUAUACGGAACGCGUGCAGCAGGACGACGUGAAAAAAGCUGUCGACUCAGAUGAUAUUUUGGAAAACGAGCUGAGCAACCUCGAGGCUUCACUGGCCAAAUCUGAAGCCGAUGAAGACGAGAAAGACACCCAAGGGCUCGAAGACGACGCCUGUAAGGUGCAAGCAGGAUUGAAGCAAACCAGCGAAAUUCGCGAACACCACACUGCGGUGGACUCCCGCGAAGUUAAACCCAACUCGAAGACCUCGCGCAAAUCGACCACGGUCUCGCGUAUUUCCCAUGAUUAUUUCCCUCACCAGUCGGAACCUGAGGAGUACUGGGAAGAUGAGGAUGAAGAGAAUGAGGAAGACGAUGGCUACAUCACCGCUCGCUCCUACCGUUCCCGAAGCGAGAACACAACAGGUGGAGCGACCACACUGUUGUUCCCUAGAUACAACCAGCAAGUCAAGCGAGAGUUGGCACUCGCAAAACAGGUCGUCGAGGCUACUCGGACGGUUGAGGACAUUGAGGAUGAUUACUGUGACACAAGCAUGGUGGCCGAAUAUAGUGAGGAGAUCUUCGAGUACAUGAGAGAGCAAGAGAUCAAGAUGUUGCCCAAUGCGCAUUAUAUGGACAAUCAGGCUGAAAUCCAGUGGUCCAUGCGGUCUGUCCUCAUGGAUUGGCUGGUGCAGGUUCACCACCGCUUCUCGCUCCUUCCUGAAACACUCUUUCUAUGUGUCAACUACAUUGAUCGUUUUCUCUCCUGCAAGAUCGUUUCGCUUGGCAAACUUCAGCUUGUGGGCGCAACCGCUAUUUUCAUUGCUGCCAAAUAUGAAGAGAUCAAUUGCCCAUCGGUGCAGGAGAUUGUGUAUAUGGUUGACGGUGGUUACACGAUCGAUGAAAUCCUCAAGGCCGAGCGGUUCAUGUUGAGCAUGCUCCAGUUUGAGUUGGGGUAUCCUGGGCCCAUGAGCUUUCUGCGCAGAAUCAGCAAAGCUGAUGAUUAUGAUCUCGAAACUCGUACACUUGCGAAGUACUUCCUGGAGAUUACUAUUAUGGACGAGCGAUUUGUUGGUAGCCCUGCUAGUUUCCUUGCUGCAGGUGCUCAUUGCUUGGCGAGGCUGAUGCUGAGGAAGGGCUCAUGGUCACCCGCCCACGUGCAUUAUGCUGGAUACACCUAUUCCCAACUUUAUCCACUCGUUUCUCUGAUGAUGGAAUGCUGUGAGAUGCCUCGUAAACACCAUGCGGCUAUCUACGAAAAGUACACCGAUAAACGGUUCAAGCUUGCUUCCCUUUUUGUUGAAGCCGAAAUAAGGAAGAACAUUCGCCUUCCAGAGCCAACCAAAGAGGGUUCUAUUCUCGAGCGCAAGAUGACACCAGAGCCAGCCCAUUACAAGCGAGUAUAG